This is a messenger RNA of Aspergillus saccharolyticus JOP 1030-1, 1466 nucleotides long. It is a transcript of the gene alkA, whose product is annotated as DNA-3-methyladenine glycosylase II. Gene Ontology annotation, molecular function: DNA-7-methylguanine glycosylase activity; DNA-3-methyladenine glycosylase activity; alkylated DNA binding. The transcript has 3 exons. Bases 39 to 1238 code for a protein of 399 amino acids. The record is from RefSeq and is a predicted model, not a curated record. Gene Ontology annotation, biological process: base-excision repair; DNA alkylation repair; base-excision repair, AP site formation. NCBI's taxonomy places the organism in Eukaryota, Fungi, Ascomycota, Eurotiomycetes, Eurotiales, Aspergillaceae. Gene Ontology annotation, cellular component: protein-DNA complex; nucleus.
CAAGCACCUUCUAUAAUAUCUUCUGAUCAGCCUGUAUGAUGGCAUUAAGACGUUCCGCUCGUCUGAGCGCGCUCCCCACUAGCAAUGCCGCAUUGCUGCAACCGCCUACUACCGCACAAGCCAGGAAAAACAGCAGCAACAGCAGCAGCAGCAGCAAAGCCCCUCAGCCUAACAAGAUCACCAAAGCACGAAAGUCAGCAGCAAAGGGCAAAACAACACCAACUGCGACGACUCUAGAGCAAAGUGCCCCUCUAACAACGAUUCCAGUCAAGACUACAACUCUACUAACCACAACGAUCCCCAGCCCGGAAAUCAGUUCAACGCCUGCUAAUAUCUGGGAUUCUGUCCCUACAAAUGACUACGGCGUGAGCAGACCCCGUCACACCACCCCUCCGCCUCUCGACCGCCCUGUCGAACCGCACAGAACCAACGCAACUCUUCUAACACCCCACGGCUCGUCACUCGUUGCCUACCCUCCCGGCACAGAGAAUGAAUCACCCACCAAGACCGGCCGACCACGGCCGACCGCCACCACAGGCACGCUCCUGGAGAACGCCAUCGCCCAUCUGAUCGCCACGGAUCCUCGACUUGGUCCAAUUAUCAAGGCACACCCGUGCCCACUAUUCACCCCCGAGGGGCUAGCGGAAGCGAUUGAUCCCUUCCGAAGCCUGGUCCAGAGUAUUAUCGGCCAGCAGGUAUCCGGCGCCGCGGCCAAGUCGAUUCGCGAUAGAUUUGUGGCCUUAUUCAGUACAGGGAAGAGUGAUGAAGAGGUUCCUGACGGGUUUCCGACGCCUCAUGACAUAAUAAAGAAAGACAUUGAAACGCUGCGGACAGCGGGCCUCUCCCAGCGCAAGGCCGAGUAUAUCCUAGGACUGUCGCAAAAAUUUGCGGACGGGGAGUUGAGCGCAAAGAUGUUGUUGAACGCCACAGAUGAGGAGCUAGUUGAGAAGCUGACUGCCGUGAGGGGGCUGGGCCUAUGGUCCGUAGAGAUGUUUGCUUGCUUUGCCCUGAAGCGGAUCGACGUCUUCUCUACUGGUGAUCUCGGCGUGCAGAGAGGAUGCGCCGUGUUUACAGGCAAGGAUGUAAAUAAAUUGAAAGGAAAAGGGGGAGGUAAGUUCAAAUAUAUGGCCGAAAAAGAUAUGCUGGAAUUGGCCGCGAAAUUUGCUCCGUACAGAAGCCUGUUUAUGUGGUAUAUGUGGCGGGUUACGGACGUCAACAUCUCCGCCAUGAAUUCAUGAAAAUAGGGUCGGAGUGAGGAGUAUAGACCGUUGAAUCGAAUGUUGCGGAGGUCGGUAUGGAUGGAUCAAACAGCUGUGAAUAGCUUACCCUGUGGGACCACAGAAGAUCCUCCGAGGCAAUUCGGACCCAACGCACCCACUACAUACAUUGACGGGUAGAAACUCAGAUACUCCAUUGAACGACGUAGUCCAGAUUAUUUUCUAGAGGAAUGGAACUCGAUGCAUGAG